AUGGCCUUGUCCAUUUUCACUGAGGAGCCAUCAGGAAGUACUAUAUUAGCCUCAUCGAGCAACCACACCCAGAACUCAACAGGUGACGGUGGCUGUCCAUGGGAGAUCAGCGAUAAGGUCAGACUGUGCCGAUUCCUAUGCUAUGCCUCGGAAAGAGACGUAUACACGGCCCGGGAGGAGGGUCGUGUCAGCAUGGAAAACACUGAAACCCUCUUCUCCCGGCUGGAGCAGGGCCGGGGUGCUGAGGUGGUGGAGGAGAUCAAGAGGUUCGCUCAGGACGGCCGAGCUGUCAGACUCGACCCCUCCUUCUUUGCCUUGGCCCUGUGCUCCCAGUAUUCCGAGCUGAAGACGAGGCAGGCACCGUUUAAAGCUGUGAAGGAAGUCUGUCGGAACUCUGCCCACCUGUUUUCUUUCAUUCAGUAUAAGAAGGAACUGAAAGAGGGCAUGAGGUGUGGGAUUUGGGCACGCGCCCUAAGGAAAGCAGUGUCCGACUGGUAUAACGAGCAGGAUGCCAUGAGUCUGGCUGCGGCUGUGACCAAAUGUAAACAGAGAGAGGGAUGGACGCACCAGGAUCUGCUUCGGCUCUCUCACACCAAACCAGCUAAUGAAGAUGAGUUUACACAGGCCCACGUCAUUUUUGCAAGGACAGAGGUGCUGGCCUACUCUGAAGGAGCUGUGGUUCCAUGCACUGUGUCUGCUGACAUGACUCUGGCACAAGCAACAGUUGAACUGGUGAAGAUUCCAGGUGGAAUCACAGACUGCACUCUUCCUGUCACGUGGGCCAGAGAGAAAGGAAAAUCUGUCAAUGUGUUUGUUAUUCUGACCAACAAACCAUUGUGGACGUUUGCUGCCAGCCCAGUGGAGUCUCUACAAAAGCACAGAGAAAAAUCAGGAACUAAGUCCAAGUUGGUGAUGUGCGUGCUGACUUCUAUUGGACACGCCCUCUCAAACACAGAUGACAGGGGUUUCCUCAGUGUCUGUGGCUUUGACCUUGGAGCUUUGAGCGUCAUUCGUAACCUUGCCCAGGAUCUGAUCUGA
Messenger RNA from Limanda limanda (common dab), 1038 nucleotides. It is a transcript of the gene ro60, whose product is annotated as Ro60, Y RNA binding protein. NCBI's taxonomy places the organism in Eukaryota, Metazoa, Chordata, Actinopteri, Pleuronectiformes, Pleuronectidae. The record is from RefSeq and is a predicted model, not a curated record. Bases 1 to 1038 code for a protein of 345 amino acids. The transcript is spliced from 4 exons. Gene Ontology annotation, cellular component: ribonucleoprotein complex. Gene Ontology annotation, molecular function: RNA binding.